Racocetra persica is the source of this 559-nucleotide messenger RNA. Lineage: Eukaryota; Fungi; Glomeromycota; Glomeromycetes; Diversisporales; Gigasporaceae. The record is from the annotation of a GenBank genome assembly.
AUGUUUCUACUUGUAUCUCGACCAUUCUUAAGAUCUAAUCUUUUCUCCAUAUCCAAUAAUCUUCGUCCUCGAUUUCUUUCUAAAGAUGUGGAUGGCUCCCUCCUUUCACGUUUGAAAUUCGAUGUGAAAGAUGCGAUGAAAAACAAAGAUCAAUUAAAAUUGAAUGUCGUUCGUGGCCUUCUUUCGGAUAUCACUUAUGCAAGCAAAUCGUCAACUUCUAAACCUUUUUUGGCUUCUGACAAUGAAAUUUAUGAAAUAAUCAGUCGUGCAAUUAAACGUCGUCAAGAAUCUAUUGAUCAAUUUUCUCGGGCUAAUCGUUUAGAUUUAGUAGAGAAUGAAUCUUCUGAACUACUUCUUUUGAAUUCUUAUUUACCUCAACAAAUGUCUGUUCAAGAAAUUGAACUUGAAGUUGUAAAAGUUAUUGAUCAAUUUGAUCUAGGUGAUGUUGGAAUUAAGGAUUUGGGAAAAAUAUUAAAGAAAUUGAAUCUUGAUAAUGCUAGAGCUCCAAAAAAAACCGUAGUUGAAGUUGUAAAAAAAGUUUUAUCAUCACGAAAGACUG